Molecule: messenger RNA, 660 nt
Organism: Phytophthora sojae
Lineage: Eukaryota; Oomycota; Peronosporomycetes; Peronosporales; Peronosporaceae
Exons: 1
Molecular function (GO): protein binding
Source: RefSeq, a predicted model, not a curated record
UCGGCUGCUUCUGGGCACCUCGAUGUUGUCGUCUGGCUCCACGAAAACCGGGCGGAAGGUUGCACGGCAGAUGCGAUGGAUUGCGCCGCGGCGCACGGGCACCUUGACGUCGUUCGUUGGCUACAUCAGAACCGACCGGAGGGCUGCUCCACCUUGGCAAUGGAUAACGCGGCGGCAACGGGAAACUAUGAAGUUCUUGUCUGGCUUCACGAAAACCGGAUGGAGGGCGCUACAACAGGCGCUAUGGACCGCGCUACCGCUGGCGGCUUUCUCCGCGUUGAUCGCUGGUUGCAUACCACUCGCUCAGAAGGAUGUACCGUUGCAGCUAUGGACGGAGCAGCCGCAAACAACCAUCUGCGACUUGUCCAAUCGCUUCACCAUAUCCGUGUUGAGGGGUGUACGCCAUCUGCCAUGGACACGGCGGCAAUGGCUGCUGCUACUCCUACGCUGCAAUUUCUUCGUCGCGGUCGCACAGAGGGUUGUACCCGGUCGGGUUUCCGUUGGUCGGUUGCUAGCGGCAACCUGCACAUCGCGCGAUGGCUCGCGCUGUACUAUCCCCUUUCUUUUGAUGCUGGCGCGGUCGCUUCGGCCGCCGCCGAAUAUGGUUGGACUUCUGAGAUCAUCCGCGUGGCUUUUGCGAUCGACUUGGUCACACCAUAG